Messenger RNA from Panicum virgatum (switchgrass), 710 nucleotides. Its product is annotated as late secretory pathway protein AVL9-like. The transcript has 3 exons. NCBI's taxonomy places the organism in Eukaryota, Viridiplantae, Streptophyta, Magnoliopsida, Poales, Poaceae. Bases 1 to 642 code for a protein of 213 amino acids. The record is from RefSeq and is a predicted model, not a curated record.
AUGUUGAGUCUGGUUGAAAAUGACACCAUUAAGUGCCCGUGUGCCUUAUGUCGAAACUAUGUUAGGCACAAAAGAUUUGAUGUAGAGAUCCACUUGUGUAAAAAUGGGUUUAGGGAUGACUACAGAAUAUGGACAUCACAUGGAGAGAGACAUGUUGAAGUUGGAAGUGAUGAGAGUUCUUGUGAAGCUGAUCAUCGAUUGUCUGUUCCUUUUAAGCCAGUCAAUCCUGAUGAUUAUGAAAGGGUGAUCAAAGAAAAUGAGCAGCUGAAACAGACUAAUCAGAUACUCCAUGAUGAAAAUGGUGUUAAUCGUGCACUGAUCAUGGCAAUGUAUGCUGAUUUUGGAAAAGAACCGCCUGCAGAGCUGCUAUCCCAUCUAGAAAAUAUUGAUGCACGUCGUCAACAGGAUGUUGGCUCAUCACAUGGAGGCUCUCACUCAGUUGAUAGGCGCGAUGAAAGCGACGAUGAUGACACUUACAAUGAAAGCGAUGCCGACGAUGACGACGACGACGACGACGUCGAUGAUGAUGCCUCCUUUGAAGGAAAUGAUGAAGCCAAUCCCUACCUAGAAGAUGACAUUGAUGGCGAGCGACCCAUCGAAGGAGAUGCUGAUGAUGAGAGAGCUGUCGAAGGCUAUUCAUGAUCAGUGACCAUGACUGUGACCUCAACUAAAGCAAGCAACCCCUACUGACUGGAGGAUGUAGUGUUGAC